AACUGCAUGAAGUCGAUCGUUUCUAUAAAUAUAACCACCUCAUUAAUUGUUUGCACUGAAGAGGUAGCCUUGAGUUUGAGUUUGGUCCUAACCCUUCGAGACGAAGGCAAUGGCAGGGAGAAUACCCCAGAGAUUUGGGGUUUCGAUAUCACUACUGUGCUUGAUGAUCCCAUGCUUCUUCUUUGUUGGGUCAAUGCUUAAGCCAAGCUUGGACACCCUCUCCUUUUCUAGUUUGCGGUUAUCGUCGACGAUGAGCCUGGAGAUUCAGGUGGUCGAGGAGGAAAACCGCGGCACGGAUGGAUCGGAAGUUGGAGGAAUGGCCACUUCAGCCAUGGGCGAAGAAUCGCCCCCCAAUAAACCUGCAAAUGAGACGAUCGAUCCCUCUCCAAUCGAUCAUCAUGAGGAACCAAUUUUCUCCUCAGAAACCAGUUUACUAGAAGAAAUCCUCCAGGAACCAGCUGAAGAACAAGAAACCAGUACGGCUCGAGCAGCUGAGAGCAAGAUAUCCUGUGAUGAAUCCGAGCGCAGAUCUGACACAUGCGCCGUUCAUGGCGAUGUGAGAGUCGUCGGGCACUCCUCUUCUAUCAUCUUAGCCAUUGAUGGCGCAGCAGCUGUUCAUGGAGAAGAAGAAGAAGGGAUCAGUUGGAAGAUUAGACCGUACAGCAGAAAAUGGGAAACCACAGUGAUGGGGAGAAUCAGAGAACUGACCGUGAAGGAAUCGACGAGGAAGCAGCCUCAGUGCUCUGUGAAUCACACAGUCCCUGGCAUCGUGUUCUCCACCGGUGGAUUCCUGGGCAACUUCUUCCAUGACUUCUCUGACGUCCUCAUCCCCCUCUUCACCACCGCGCGCCGGCACCGCGGCCGAGUCCAGUUCCUCGUCACCGACUUCAACUACGGCUGGAUCGCCAAGUACGAGACGAUUCUGAGAAGGCUUUCGUAUUAUCCGAUCAUCGACCUGGAUCGGGAGAGGACGGUGCGCUGCUUCCGCGACGUCCAUGUGGGUCUCUUGAGCCACAGAGAGCUGGGGAUUGACCCCUCCAAAGCCCCAAACGGCGACUCCAUGGCGGACUUCAGGGAGUUCCUCCGGUCAUGCUUUUCCCUCAGCAGAGAGCAGGCCGUCGUCGUCCGAUCGGCCGGGAGGAAGAAGAAGCCGAGACUGCUGCUGAUCAACCGGAGGGGCUCGCGGUCGAUAACCAACCGCAGGGAGGUAUCGUCGCUGGCGCGGAGCUUGGGCUUCAAGGUGCUGGUGGCCGGCCCCGAGGAGACCAAGAACGUGUCGAGGUUCGCGCGGACCGUGAACUCGUGCGACGUGCUGAUGGGCGUCCACGGCGCGGGGCUGACCAACAUGGUCUUCCUCCCGCGCGGCGCGACGCUGGUGCAGAUCGUCCCGUGGGGCGGCCUCACGUCGGCGUGCAGGCACGACUUCGGCGACCCGGCGGCGGACAUGGCGAUAAGGUACCUGGAGUACGAGGUGAAGGAAGAGGAGAGCUCGCUGAUAAGGCAGUACCCGAGACAGCACCCGGUGUUCACCGACCCUCUGUCGAUCCACAAGCAAGGUUGGGAUGCGAUCUGGUCGGUCUUCCUCGACAAACAGACGGUGAAGGUGGACGUGAGAAGGCUCAGAGGGGUGCUUGAAGAAGCCCUGCAACUCCAGAGACCGCCGCCUCUCUAGAAAGGAAAGGAAAGGAAAGUAAUUUUUUGCGAUCGUAUUCUUUGUUGAUGAAGAUGAAUGUGAAUAGAAAGGAAAUAAUUAAAAAAUUCAUCCGAAUUUGUAAAAGAUGUGAUUCAUCUGAAGAGGAAUUAAACGAUGAAUUGAUAGA
Messenger RNA from Zingiber officinale, 1820 nucleotides. Its product is annotated as beta-1,2-xylosyltransferase XYXT1-like. Lineage: Eukaryota; Viridiplantae; Streptophyta; Magnoliopsida; Zingiberales; Zingiberaceae. Bases 110 to 1672 code for a protein of 520 amino acids. The record is from RefSeq and is a predicted model, not a curated record. The transcript is spliced from 4 exons. Gene Ontology annotation, molecular function: glycosyltransferase activity.